Messenger RNA from Filobasidium floriforme, 2085 nucleotides. RefSeq lists its product as uncharacterized. NCBI's taxonomy places the organism in Eukaryota, Fungi, Basidiomycota, Tremellomycetes, Filobasidiales, Filobasidiaceae. Bases 1 to 2085 code for a protein of 694 amino acids. The record is from RefSeq and is a predicted model, not a curated record. The transcript has 4 exons.
AUGUCUCCCUUGCAUACCGAAAACACGUCUCACCCGAUGUCAACUGCUUCUACCUUCAACGCUCCCGCCCAAACGACCAUUCCUGGUAGCUCAUAUCAAGUCACCAGCGAUCAAGAGGUCUAUGUACUUUCCGGAUAUCCUAUGAGCGCGGCAAGGAUGUAUCCAAAACCAGACCCGCUGGAUAGGCCGCACGGGAGUACCAGCGAGACCAACACCCAGAUCGGGUUGGAGUCUCUUUACAGAGAUACCACCUCUGAAAUCGAUACAACGAUUGGAGGAUCGGUCAUAACAGUCGCCAAUGAAAGGCCAGCCCAACUGCACGAAAUCUUGUUGCAGCCAGCCUCCGCCGUAACCUUUUGGGAAGGGGCAGGGACUCCGGCUCUCAAGGAGGUUUCGAAUUUGACAACGGGAAUCAAGGCUCUGGUGGCUCGAUGCAAACAAGGCUAUGAGGAGGGCUGUUUCAAAUCCCAAGAAGGCAGGCUGAUUACUCAGGAUGAUUCCGGUAGAAAAACCGAAAUCAGGGUAUACAUUUUGAAUAGCCUCUAUAUGUUUGAAACAUAUUUUCGUCUCCCGAACAAGAACUACCCCCUCGAUUUGAUCGAAUUUCAGGAUUCCGCCCAAAUGAUGCGCCUGCCAUACUAUCAAGCGAUACACGAGGCCCUCGAGACGAGGCGAAGAGCUGUCUUAUCGGUUGACGGCAACUGCCAGAGCAAUGCCUACAUCAAUCAGGCUCUUUCCGAUAUCAGCUCCGAUAUAGCCGGUUGUGGCUAUGAUGUCAUCCAGGUGGUUGGUGAUGGUGGUAAUCACGAAGUCUGGGCCACGUACAAGAUACCUGGGGAUGAUCAUCUCUACGUCGCCAGUUAUGCGUGGAGGAGUUCGAUCAGGGCUACAGAGACUGAAGGAAGCGUCAAGCUUACUAGUGCUUGCUCUUGCUCUUCGAUGAUGUACGACGUCUUGCUUAACAAAACAGGGCGGACCGUGGUAAGCACGGGUGUCGAGUCGAGUAGAAACGCAAUUGUGAGCCGACCUGCAACUCUACAAGCUACAAGCUCGCACAGCGAGCGGACGCGAUUCGAAUCGAUCGCAGAAGAGGCACACGCCCUGUUCAAGAGCACCAUUCUCCAGCGUUCGACGAUACGCCUGCCAAGGACACCUCCGGGGAACGGUAUUCUUGUCAGGAUUGCCCCUUUGGGCCGGCGAAGAAGCUUGACGACCCUCGGCAAUCCUUUCAUGGGCAUUCAGCUCAGCAACAUGCUAGCAAUGCGACCGCUUUUAGGGAUUGAGGCUUCUGUCGAUCUUUCAGCGCAACCGCCUUUCGAUCUCUUCUCAGUCAUGCAAUUAGAUCUCAACAGCCAAACUGGUUGCACUGCCUCGACUGCCAGCAGUCAACUGAGCUCGAUCGUUACCAGUACAUCCGGGGACAAUAAAAUGCGCCUACCAGAUCGUUCAUCUUCUUCGACACCUGCUUCUGAUCGGGAAGCUCGAACUGCGACUCAAGGUUCGAACAUUGCGUCCACCCCAACUGUUGGAGCUAGCGUAGAAGACACCUUGCCUCUGGGGCCAGCCUCUACAGACGAUAUCUUUGCGUGGCCUGUUGCUGGUGUCCGGUAUAGCCCAGAUCGAGCCUACGAAAGUUCUCCAAACGGAACUGUCAUUUGUGCACUCUGGGCUUUGGUCUGUCAGAUCGUGAGGGCCAAGUCUUCUAAAGGUCCCAGCAUCGUUUACAAUAGCUUCAUGUUCCUGCCUGGAAUCGUGGGGGGACAACGCUUCCCAAUCAAGGUGACAACAUUGAGGGAAGUCGUCCUGGGGACGUAUUUCGAUUUGUAUUUCGGGGUCCAAGUUCAUACAGGACUGUUACCAGACAAGAUGAGGAGCAUUCAGAACGCCAUGAACGAAAGCUAUGAAACAACGAAGCAUUUGACUGCUCAGGCAGUCAGGUGUGUACUUAGCCAGAAGGGUUUCAAGGUUCUCGAGAUCAGUUUCAACCCCCUACAUGGUAUCAUCUGGGCGCGAUACAAGCAUCCUGACUCGAAUGACCAGCACAUAGCCGGUUACUCUGAUGCAGCGUCGAUUGAAAAUGCUUAG